Molecule: messenger RNA, 3646 nt
Organism: Onychostruthus taczanowskii (white-rumped snowfinch)
Lineage: Eukaryota; Metazoa; Chordata; Aves; Passeriformes; Passeridae
Gene: NR4A1
Product: nuclear receptor subfamily 4 group A member 1
Exons: 7
Coding region: 1086-2801 (571 amino acids)
Biological process (GO): regulation of transcription by RNA polymerase II; cellular response to corticotropin-releasing hormone stimulus
Cellular component (GO): transcription regulator complex; nucleus
Molecular function (GO): zinc ion binding; RNA polymerase II cis-regulatory region sequence-specific DNA binding; nuclear glucocorticoid receptor binding
Source: RefSeq, a predicted model, not a curated record
GGGUACCGGGAUGGUACCGGAGGGUAUUGAGGGGGUACCGGGAUGGUACCGGAGGGUACUGCGGAGUUCUGGGUCCCUUCCGCUCACCCUUCGCCCUCCCGCGGGCCCGGGCCGGCUCCGCACGGGCUGAGCUCAUCUUUCCAGCCCGCGGGCGCUCUUCCCGGCGCUGGCGCCCGCCAGCAGCCGCCGUUCUUUCCAUCGGCCCCGCCAGGGGCUCCCCGCGGGGACCGGGCGGGGGCGGGACCCCGCGUCACUCCCCCCGCAGCCGGCACCGAGCGGGAGGAGCCCGGGGGUACCGGUGCCGCUGAGCACCGGAGAUACCCAGAUGGGCACUGGGCAUAGCGGUACCGGGGGUGCGGGAGGUACCGGGGUCACACCGGGAAUGAGGCACUGAAGAUGCCGGCACCGAGGGGGCUCCGGGGAUGCCAGCACUGAGGGGACACCGGGGAUAAUGGUACCGGAGAUACCGGCACCCAGAGGGCACCGAGAAUGGGGGCACGAGGGUACCGGCAGCGAGGGGACACCGGGGAUACCGACACCGAGCGGCUACCGGGGGUGGGGACUGAAGUGAUGCCAGCACCGAGGGGGCAUCGGGGGUGGGCGCACCGGAGUUCCAGCAGCGAGGGGACACCGGAAAUACCGGCAGCAAGAGAGCGCCGGCGAUGGAGGCACAGGGGGACGCCGGCCCCGGGGCACCGGCAGCGAGGAGACACCGUGCAUACCGAAAGGCCACCGGCUCUGGGGACACCGGGGAUACCCCUGACACCGGGGCCUCCCUCCCCCCCUCCGGCGGCCCCCGGAGCCCCGGGGGGGAUAUGUGGGGAAGCGAGGGGCGCCCGAGCUAUUUUUAGCCGGGGCCGCGGGGGUAUUUUUAGCCGGGGCCGCGGGUGCGUCAAUGGAACCCCGCGUGCGUCACGGCCGCGCCCCCGCCGGGGCCGCCCCCCCCGUGCGUCACCGGCCCCGCGCCGCCCCGCGCGUCACCGAGCGCUUAAGAGAAAGUAGUGGCGGGGCCGGAGCCCGGCGGAGCCCGCGGAGCGGCCGUGGCAGGAGCAGGAACCGGAGCGCCGCAGCGCCGGCACCCGGAGAUGCCCUGCAUCCAGGCACAGUGCAGCACCACGGGCGCCGGCCCCUGCGAGCGCUGCCCGGCCGAGCUGCUCAGCCCCGAGGGCGGCCGAUUCCCCAUGGAAGUGGCUGGAGCCGACCUGGCGGCCGCCCCUGCCCUGCCCAGCUUCAGCACCUUCAUGGAGGGCUACGCCGGCGAGUUCGACGCCUUCCUCUACCAGCUGCCAGCCAGCGGCCAGUCCAGCGCCUUCAAGCUGGAGGACUUCCAGGUGUACGGCUGCUACCCCAGCGCCUUCGGGGGGCAGCCGGACGAGACCCUGUCCUCCAGCGGCUCGGACUGCUACGGGAGCCCCUGCUCCAUCCCCUCGCCCGCCACGCCCGGCUUCCAGCCCCCGCAGGCGCCAGGCUGGGAGGGCUCCUUCGGGGCGUACUCACCGCUGCCGAACUAUGAGGGUGGGCAGCCCUGGGCUGAGCCAGCCAAGGGCGGGGGGUCACAGCCCCCCUUCUUCGCCUUCGGCCCCCCGGCCCCCAGCCCUGCUGGGUCCCCUGCCACCCUGAAGGGGCAGCUUGGCCCCUCGCCCCGUGUGGACCCGCGGCUGCUGGACACGGACGCCUUCCCCCCGAGCCAGGGUGGUCCCAGGGGUUUCGCGGGGCUGCCCCUGGCCCCCACCUCUCCGCUGCUGGAGGGGCCGGCGCUGGCGCCCACCAAGGUGCGCAGCCCCGGGGCAGGUGAGGGCCGCUGCGCCGUCUGCGGGGACAACGCGUCGUGCCAGCACUACGGCGUGCGCACCUGCGAGGGCUGCAAGGGCUUCUUCAAGCGCACAGUGCAGAAGAAUGCCAAGUACAUCUGCCUGGCCAACAAGGACUGCCCUGUGGACAAGCGGCGCAGGAACCGUUGCCAGUUCUGCCGCUUCCAGAAGUGCCUGGCCGUCGGCAUGGUCAAAGAAGUGGUCCGGACCGACAGCCUGAAGGGGCGGCGGGGCCGUCUCCCCUCCAAGCCCAAGCAGCCGCCGGAUGCGUCCCCGGUCAGCCUCAUCACCUCGCUGGUGCGGGCACACAUUGACUCCAUCCCCAGUGCCACCAAGCUCGACUACUCCAAGUUCCAGGAGUCGGCGCCGUGCCCGUUUGAGAAGGAGGACUCUGUGGACGUGCAGCAGUUCUACGACCUGCUCACCGGCUCCAUGGACGUCAUCCGCAAGUGGGCCGAGAAGAUCCAGGGCUUCACCGAGCUGCCCAAGGAGGACCAGGACCUUCUGCUGGAGUCAGCCUUCCUGGAGCUCUUUAUCCUUCGCCUGGCAUACCGCUCCAAGCCAGAGGAAGGGAAACUCAUCUUCUGCAACGGCGUGGUGCUGCACCGGCAGCAGUGCGUGCGUGGCUUCGGGGAGUGGAUCGACGCCAUCCUCGAGUUCUCCCAGAGCCUGCACCGCAUGAGCGUCGAUGUCCCCUCCUUCUCCUGCCUCGCCGCCCUCGUCAUCAUCACAGACCGGCACGGGCUGAAGGAGCCGAAGCGGGUGGAGGAGCUGCAGAACCGCAUCGUGGGCUGCCUCAAGGACCACGUGGCAGCAGCAGGGGCUGAGCCCGGCCGCUCCAGCUGCCUCUCCAAGCUGCUGGGGAAGCUGCCCGAGCUGCGCAGCCUCUGCACCCAGGGCCUCCAGCGCAUUUUCUACCUCAAGCUGGAGGACCUGGUGCCGCCGCCACCCAUCGUCGAUAAGAUCUUCAUGGACACUCUGCCUUUCUGAGUCCCGGGCAAGGGGCUGCCGUGAGCCCCUGACCUGCCUGGGGACAUCUGGGACCCGCCCUGGGCAAUCCUGGCUCAGUCCAAGGAUGCCUGGGAACCCCCUGGGCACCCCUGGGUCACCCCUGGGAUGUCUGGAACAUCCCCUGGGUACCCUAGAUCAGCCCUGGGAUGUUUGUGACCCCCCAUGGGUGACCCCCAGAAUGCCCAAAAACCACCUGGGCAUCCGUGGAUCACUCCCAGGAUGCCUGGAACCUGCCCUGGUCACUCCUGGAUCGGUUCUGGAAUGCCCAGGACAUCCCUGUGGACUCCUGAAUGACCUCUGGGACACCUGGGAUCCCCCCAGGCCAUUCCCAAGACUUUAUGUAUACCCCUGGAUCACCCCCAGAACACCUGGAACCCCACCCCGGGUCAUCCACAGGAUGCCUGGGACCCCCUGGGCACCCCUAGAUCACUCCUGGGAUGCCUGGGACCACCCCUGCAUCACUCCAGGGAUGCCUGGGACCCCCUGGAUCACUCCCAGGACAUCUGGGUCCUCCCUCAGAUGCCUGAGUCUUCUUGGGGGCACCCUUGGGGGUGCCCCACGUGCCUUCACGGCCCAGGGUGAGGCCUCCCAGCAGCCCUGGUGCCGUCUUCCCCGGGGGCAUCGCCGGCGCGGUGCCCUCUUCCCCUGUAAAAACGUCCCUGAUGUAAAUAGCGCCGGCCGGGUCCUGUACAGAGCGGGGGGUGCGGGCGGGGGGUGGCUCCGGCCCCCUCAACCUCGGCCCCUUCCCCUUUAUAUAUAUUUUUCUGGGUUUCCCUCUUUUUGGCCAUUUUCUGUAUAUAAACUUGUACGUACAGUGAGAGGCA